Macaca mulatta (Rhesus monkey) is the source of this 1366-nucleotide messenger RNA. RefSeq names its product mucosal vascular addressin cell adhesion molecule 1 (gene MADCAM1). Gene Ontology annotation, cellular component: membrane. The record is from RefSeq and is marked provisional. NCBI's taxonomy places the organism in Eukaryota, Metazoa, Chordata, Mammalia, Primates, Cercopithecidae. Gene Ontology annotation, biological process: integrin-mediated signaling pathway; positive regulation of lymphocyte migration; leukocyte tethering or rolling. Gene Ontology annotation, molecular function: integrin binding involved in cell-matrix adhesion.
AGAGGGGACCGAGCAUGGAUCGGGGCCUGGCCCUCCUGCUGGCGGGGCUUCUGGGGCUCCUCCAGCCGGGCUGCGGCCAGUCCCUCCAGGUGAAGCCCCUGCAGGUGGAGCCCCCGGAGCCGGUGGUGGCCGUGGCCCUGGGCGCCUCUCGCCAGCUCACCUGCCGCCUGGACUGCGCGGACCGCGGGGCCACGGUGCAGUGGCGGGGCCUGGACACCAGCCUGGGCGCGGUGCAGUCGGACGCGGGCCGCAGCGUCCUCACCGUGCGCAACGCCUCGCUGUCGGCGGCCGGGACCCGUGUGUGCGUGGGCUCCUGCGGGGGCCGCACCUUCCAGCACACCGUGCGGCUCCUUGUGUACGCCUUCCCGGACCAGCUGACCAUCUCCCCGGCAGCCCUGGUGCCUGGUGACCCGGAGGUGGCCUGUACGGCCCACAAAGUCACGCCUGUGGACCCCAAUGCGCUCUCCUUCUCCCUGCUCCUGGGGGACCAGGAACUGGAGGGGGCCCAGGCUCUGGGCCCGGAGGUGGAGGAGGAGGAGGAGGAGCCCCAGGAGGAGGAGGACGUGCUGUUCAGGGUGACAGAGCGCUGGCGGCUGCCGACCCUGGCAACCCCUGUCCUGCCCGCGCUCUACUGCCAGGCCACGAUGAGGCUGCCUGGCUUGGAGCUCAGCCACCGCCAGGCCAUCCCGGUCCUGCACGGCCCGACCUCCCGGGAGCCCCCCGACACGACCUCCCCGGAACCCCGGGCCGCGACCUCCCCGGAGACCACCCCCCAGCAGGGCUCCACACACAGCCCCAGGAGCCCGGGCUCUACCAGGACUUGCCGCCCUGAGAUCUCCCAGGCUGGGCCCACGCAGGGAGAAGUGAUCCCAACAGGCUCGUCCAAACCUACGGGUGACCAGCUGCCCGCGGCUCUGUGGACCAGCAGUGCGGUGCUGGGACUGCUGCUCCUGGCUUUGCCCACCUACCACCUCUGGAAACGUUGCCGGCACCUGGCUGAGGACGGCGCCCACCCACCAGCUUCUCUGAGGCUCCUGCCCCAGGUGCCGACCUGGGCUGGAUUAAGGGGGACCGACCAGGUCGGGAGUAGCCCCUUCUGAGUAGCCAGCCCUUCCCCCUGUGAAGGGAAAAUAGGUUGGACCCCUUCAAGCUGAGAACUGGUCGGGGCAAACCUGCCUCCCAUUCUAUUCAAAGUCAUCCCUCUGGUCACAGAGAGGGACGCACAUUCUGAUUGCCUCCUUUGGAAAGGCUCAUCAGAAACUCAAAAGAAGGUGAUCGUUUGUCCCGCCUACCCGUGACCUGGAAGCCCCCGCCCCGCUCGAGUGACCCCUGACUUUCUGGACGGAACCAACGUACUUCUUACAUA